Molecule: messenger RNA, 540 nt
Organism: Paramecium tetraurelia
Lineage: Eukaryota; Ciliophora; Oligohymenophorea; Peniculida; Parameciidae
Exons: 1
Biological process (GO): superoxide metabolic process
Molecular function (GO): superoxide dismutase activity; metal ion binding
Source: RefSeq, a predicted model, not a curated record
AUGAUCAGGAGAUGCCAGAACACAAGAGGGGAUGAAUCAGAUAAGCGAUACCUCUAAAGAAGCAAACAACUGUUAGAAAUUACGAAGGAGAUUUUAUAUCCAACAGCGAUGACAUGCUUGCCCUUCUUACAUACCAAGAUGACCAUAUAGAAAAUCUAGUAAAAAGCCACCUAUGGAAAAAUUAAAAAAAAUUUUGUUAAAUAUGCUGUAGGACAAUUUGGCAGUGGAUGGGUAUGGUUUAUAAAAAAUAGGACCGAUGUAUCAUCUCUUCGGUCAAAAAAGGAUGCAGAACUACUACUUUUAUACCAGGGAACUGUAUUCGUAUUUUGUGAUGUAUGGGAACAUUCUUAUUAAUUAGACUAUCAAAAUCGUCGGGCUAAUCAUGUUAGGAUGUCAUCUCACAUCUUUAGAAUGGGGAUUUUGCUGAAGAUAAUUAUUUAAAAUUUCCUUUUAAAAAAUACAUCUGUCAUCAUCCGACUAUCUAAAAUACUGUGUCCUGGAAGAAAGAUAAAGGAUCUUUCACUUGGAGAGCUCUUUUGA